This is a messenger RNA of Sorex fumeus (smoky shrew), 3413 nucleotides long. RefSeq names its product adenosine deaminase RNA specific (gene ADAR). Lineage: Eukaryota; Metazoa; Chordata; Mammalia; Eulipotyphla; Soricidae. Gene Ontology annotation, molecular function: double-stranded RNA binding; tRNA-specific adenosine deaminase activity; double-stranded RNA adenosine deaminase activity. Bases 433 to 3195 code for a protein of 920 amino acids. The transcript has 14 exons. The record is from RefSeq and is a predicted model, not a curated record. Gene Ontology annotation, biological process: RNA processing; adenosine to inosine editing. Gene Ontology annotation, cellular component: cytoplasm; nucleolus.
CUGUAUCUCCACCCGGAACGUGGCCGCCAGCCCCGGCCACGGCAAGACCUUGACCAGCUCUCCUCGAAGUUCCAGCAGCUGAGCAUCGGCCAGGAGCAGGAGCAGCGUGUCUGGGCGCUGCUGGAGGAGCUGGGUGAGGGCCAGGCCACCACCGCCAGGGAGCUGGCCAGCCGACUGCGCAUAUCCAAGACGCACGUCAACCAUAUCCUGUACUCCCUGAAGAGGGAGGGGCGGCUCCUGAAGCAAGAAGGAAGGCCCCCCCUGUGGAGGGUCGCGACCACCCCUCAGGCUCGGCACCAGCCACCUGGCUGGCCGGGCGGAGCACCGACACUCUGCAGCGGGGACAGUCCCCACGGGCCCAGGGCCCGGCACGUGGAGACUGGAGACCAGGACCCCACACCUGACCUGCAGGGUCCUCCUGAGCCCUUGGACAUGGCCGAGCUCAAGGAGAAGAUCUGUGACUACCUGUUUGACACAGCCAACUCCUCCAUCGUGAACUUGGCCAAGAACUUGGGCUUCGCCAAGUACCAUGACGUCCACACGGCGCUGCUGGCCCUGGAGCAGCAGGGCGACGUCUGCCAGCGGGGCGCCACCCACGUCUGGUGCCUGACCGAGAAGAAACGGGCGCGGCUGCAGCUCCGCAAGGGGCCCCGUGGCGCUGCCCAAACCUUGUGGGCAGGGCGCAACCCCGAGCCCGCUGCCUGCCCGCUGCCCUCACCCCCCACUGCCCCCAAAGUCCCCAUGGCCACGGCCGUGAAGGUGGAGAACGGGCAGGAGGCGCCAGCCGAAUCCCCCAAGCCAAAGCCACCCCCCACGCAUCCCAACGGCCCCUCAAACCCCGGCUACGCCGAUGCCGAGAACGGCCAGUGGGCCACUGACGACAUCCCUGACAACCUGAACAGCAUCCACACGGCGCCCGGCGAGUUCCGGGCCAUCAUGGAGAUGCCCUCGUUCUACAGCCACGGCUGGCCGCGCUGCUCGCCCUACAAGAAGCUGGCCGAAUGCCACCUGAAGAAUCCCGUCAGCGGACUGCUGGAGUAUGCCCAGUUCGCCAGCCUGACCUGCGAGUUCCAGCUGCUGGAGCAGAGCGGGCCGCCCCAUGAGCCCCGAUUUAAGUUCCAGGUCAUCGUCAGUGGCCGAGAGUUCCCCCCCGCCGAAGCUGGCAGCAAGAAAGUGGCCAAGCAGGACGCCGCUCUGAAGGCCUUGAAGAUUCUGCUCGAGGAAGCGAGAGCCAAGGACGGUGGGAAUUCCGAAGAACUGUGCCAGGAUUCGGAGGAGAAGGAGGCAGAGAAGGCAGCAGAGCCCCCCUCUCCCUCCCGGUCGGUGCCCUUGUUUUCAGGGAAGAGCCCCGUGACCACCUUGCUGGAGUGUGUGCACAAGCUGGGGAGCUCCUGUGAAUUCCGCCUCCUGUCCAAAGAAGGCCCCGCCCAUGACCCUAAGUUUCAGUACUGUGUGGCCGUGGGGACCCACACUUUUCCCACGGCCAGCGCUCCCAGCAAGAAGGUGGCCAAGCAGAUGGCCGCCCAGGAGGCCAUGAAGGCCCUGAGUGAGGAGACGAGCAGCUCAGGCCACUUGGCAUUCUCCGAGGACCAGGCUGGAGGCACCAGCUCGGAGGCCCUGGACGGCCUGGAGUCGCUGCUACCCAGCGGCAUGCGGAGGGUCAGCGAGCUCGUCCGCUACCUCAACACCAACCCCGUGGGGGGUCUCCUGGAGUACGCCCGCUCCCACGGCUUCGCGGCUGAGUUCAAGCUGGUUGAUCAAUCGGGACCACCCCAUGAGCCCAAGUUCGUUUACCAAGCCAAAGUUGGGGGUCGCUGGUUCCCCGCCGUGUGCGCGCACAGCAAGAAGCAGGGCAAGCAGGAGGCGGCCGACGCAGCGCUCCGUGUCCUGAUUGGGGAGAACGAGAAGGCCGAGCGCCUGGGCUUCACAGAGGUAACCCCCGUGACGGGGGCCGGGCUCCGAAGAACUAUGCUCCUCCUCUCCAGGGCCCCAGAGGCACAACCAAAGACACUCCCCGUCACGGGCAGCACCUUCCACGACCAGAUUGCCAUGCUGAGCCACCGUUGUUUCAACGCCCUCACCAACAGCUUCCAGCCCUCCCUGCUGGGCCGCAAGAUCCUGGCCGCCAUCAUCAUGAAGAGGGAUGUGGAGGACCUGGGGGUGGUGGUCAGCCUGGGGACAGGGAACCGGUGCGUGAAGGGGGACGCGCUCAGCCUGAAGGGAGAGACCGUGAACGACUGUCACGCCGAGAUCAUCUCCCGGAGAGGCUUUAUCAGGUUUCUGUACAGCGAGCUGAUGAAGUACAACCCGCAGACGGCAAGGGACAGCAUAUUCGAACUGGCCCACGGUGGAGAGAAGCUGCAGAUCAAGAAGAACAUCACCUUCCACCUCUACAUCAGCACGGCCCCGUGUGGUGACGGCGCCCUCUUCGACAAGUCGUGCAGCGACAGAGCCAUGGAGAGCCCGGAUUCUCGCCACUUCCCUGUCUUUGAGAAUCCGAAACAGGGCAAGCUCCGCACCAAGGUGGAGAACGGGGAAGGCACGAUCCCAGUGGAGUCCAGCGACAUUGUGCCCACGUGGGAUGGCAUCCGACUGGGUGAGAGGCUGCGGACCAUGUCCUGUAGCGACAAGAUCUUGCGCUGGAACGUGCUGGGCCUGCAGGGGGCGCUACUCACCCACUUCCUGCAGCCUGUGUACCUCAACUCGGUCACACUCGGCUACCUUUUCAGCCAAGGACACCUGACCCGUGCCAUCUGCUGCCGUGUGACCAGGGAUGGGCGUGCAUUUGAAGAUGGGCUCCGAUACCCUUUUAUCGUGAACCACCCUAAGGUUGGCCGCGUCAGUGUCUAUGACUCUAAGAGACAGUCUGGGAAGACCAAGGAGACAAGUGUCAACUGGUGUCUGGCCGAUGGCUAUGACCUGGAGAUUCUGGACGGGACCCGGGGCACUGUGGACGGGCCGCGGAAUGAGUUGUCCCGGGUCUCCAAGAAGAACAUCUUCCUCCAGUUCAAGAAGCUUUGUUCCUUCCGGUGCCGCAGGGAUCUGCUCCAGCUCUCCUAUGGCGAAGCCAAGCGAGCGGCCCGCGAGUACGAACUGGCCAAGAACCACUUCAAAAAGAGCCUGAGGGACAUGGGCUAUGGGAACUGGAUUAGCAAGCCCCAGGAGGAGAAGAAUUUCUACCUCUGUCCCGUGUAGCCUGGCUGAGGCCGGCCCUGAGGGGAGCUGGGGUCCUGUGUGCCUGUCACACAGCUCACGGGCGAGUCUCCCUUUACCUUUCCCCCAAUGGAACCACAACUGGUUAUGCCGAGGAUGGGGGCUCCCCACUCUUCCGAGACUGGGCCACUGUGGCCCUUCUCUCCCCUGUGACCCAGGGGCAAGAGGCGGGUCUCUGCCCCCGCCCUGCUCUGCGCCGA